This is a messenger RNA of Ornithorhynchus anatinus (platypus), 1663 nucleotides long. It is a transcript of the gene BHLHE22, whose product is annotated as basic helix-loop-helix family member e22. NCBI's taxonomy places the organism in Eukaryota, Metazoa, Chordata, Mammalia, Monotremata, Ornithorhynchidae. The record is from RefSeq and is a predicted model, not a curated record. Gene Ontology annotation, molecular function: protein dimerization activity.
CCGCCGCCCCCGGCCAUGGAGCCGGCGGCCCCGAGGGACGGCCGCUCCUCCUCGUCGUCCUCGUCGUCCUCUCCCCCGACCCGCUUCCAGCCCGCCGAGCCCGAGGGCGGCGGGGGGGGUCCCGGCGGGGGCGGCGGCGGCGGCGGCGGCGGGGGGGUCUUCGCCGACGGCCGGGGCCCCGACAGCAGCGGCGGCGAGCAGAGCCCCGACGACGACAGCGACGGGCGCGGCGAGCCGGGGCGGAGGCCCGGCGUGGCGGCGGGAGGCCCGGCGGCCGAGGCCCGGCCGGUCCCGCCGGGGCCCGGGAGCGCCGUCCCGCCGGGCGGCGGCAAGAAGUCCAAAGAGCAGAAGGCGCUGCGGUUGAACAUCAACGCCCGGGAGCGGCGGCGCAUGCACGACCUCAACGACGCCCUGGACGAGCUGCGGGCCGUCAUCCCCUACGCGCACAGCCCCUCGGUGCGCAAGCUCUCCAAGAUCGCCACGCUGCUGCUCGCCAAGAACUACAUCCUCAUGCAGGCGCAGGCCCUGGAGGAGAUGCGGCGCCUCGUCGCCUACCUCAACCAGGGCCAGGCCAUCUCGGCCGCCUCCCUGCCCAGCUCGGCGGCCGCGGCGGCGGCGGCGGCCGCGGCGCUGCACCCUGCGCUGGGCGCUUACGACCAGGCGGCGGGCUACCCCUUCGGCGCCGGCCUGCCCCCCGCCGCCUCCUGCCCGGACAAGUGCGCCCUCUUCAACGGCGUCUCCUCCAGCCUCUGCAAACAGUGCACGGACAAGCCUUAGCCCGCCGGGGGGCGGGGGCCGGGGGGCGGGGGCCGAGGGCCCGGCCGGCCAUGCGCCCGUCGACCCCCCGACUCCCACCGGGACCCUUCGUGGGGAGGGAUGGGGACACGAUUCCCGGGGACGGAGGGGCGGCCGGUCCCAUCACCCACCCCCCCUCCCUUUCCCCCCAACUCGCUCUCCUUGGCGCGCCUGGGGAGGACCGGGUGGGGGUGCGGGGUUUUUUUGGGGGGUGGGGGGGGUUGGGAGGAGAAAGGUGCGGUGCCCCCCCCCCUCCGGAGAGUCACGCGGACGGACGGCCAAGGGCGUGGGAAAUUCGGGAUCUGGGGAUUGUCGGCCGGGAGAAGCCAAGAAACUUGGGAGACGCGUUGAAAGCAAAGAGGGACUGGCGCGUUGCUCUCAAAGACUUGCCUUUUUUAUUGUCUCUCGACCCGGACAGGUGAAGAGGCGCAGAGGUGGGGCGAGAGGGAUGCCGAAAGGGACUCGUGGGGGCCGAAAGUAUGGCAUCGAAAGUAUUUAUGUGCACCUUCUUACUUUCCACUUCGCGAUGAUGUACGAACGAGACAUGCUAUUUAUUUGUUAAGACUCAACGACCCCUUCCUCCCCCCUCCCGCCCCCCCCCCCAACAACGGUAUUUAUCAUAUGUUAAGGUCGCUGGUUUUAAUGUGCAGAUUCUUUUUUUAUGCCUCUAAAGUUUCGUCCUAUGGAUUGAUUUAUAACGUGUACCCAGUGUUCCAAGGAGCUCUUGGCCGACAUCGGUAAACGGAAAUAUUGAUGUAUCGGAGCCGCUUAGGUUUCUGAAAGGUCACCUGCAUUUUUUUUUUCGAGUCGCAUCGUCCCUGUAUUCGAAUUGAGCUUUAAUAAAUUGCUUCAGUCCAAAAAAACUACA